CCAACUGAGUUUUGAAGCUGUGUAGUACUUGUGAACUCGUCCAGUGUGGCAACAUUGUCCUAAUUGUUCUACGCUCAAGAUGGCGGCAUCCACCUGCGCUGCGGGCGGAGUGGUGGUUCCACGCAACUUCCGACUGCUAGAAGAAUUGGAACAAGGCCAGAAAGGUGUUAGUGAUGGCACCAUCAGCUGGGGCCUUGAGGAUGAUUGCGACAUGACACUGACUCACUGGACUGGCAUGAUUAUUGGCCCACCGAGGACCCCAUAUGAGAACCGGAUCUACAGCCUGCGUGUGGAAUGUGGAUCCCAGUAUCCAGAUGAACCACCUUGUGUCAAGUUCAUUUCUAAGAUCAAGAUGGUUGGCAUCAGUGAGAGCAAUGGUGGUGUGGAGAAGCGCAGCCUGAGUGUGCUCAACCGCUGGCAGAGGAACUACUCCAUCAAGACGGUGCUGCAGGAGUUGAGGCGUGCCAUGACCCUCAAGGAGAACCAGAGGAUGGCCCAGCCACCUGAAGGAUCCACCUUUUGAAAGAGUGGUGCUCUCCUCUUCUGUACUGGGCUGCUGCUGCCACCGCUACCACCACCGCUCUGUCUCUGUGUCUCAUUUUGGACUUCUCUCUGUGCCCUCUGUUUGAUUUCCUUGAAGCCGCAAACAUGGCAGUUUUCUCCCCUUUAAUUUUUUUUUAUGAAGCUGCUUGUCUGAUAAACCUUCCCCACCUUCCUCCCCAUCUGCUUUUAGUAAGCACACAUACUGUUCUUCCUAAAUGGAGGAGAUAACCACAUCUGCGGCCACAGCUAAAAUUUCUUCCUGUUCUUUCCUCUCAGAUAUCUGCUCUUGAGUGUACUUUUCUGUUACAUGGAGAGUUUCCUUUUUUCUUUCUUUCUGUUAUUCUUUGUUCACAAUGGGCACAUAUGGCUCCGAAGAACCUUUCGCCUUUCUCCUAGUUUGGAUUUGAGCGCUAGUGGCACUUAAAAUUCUUUUGUAACUGCACCUUUAAGCAAAAAUGACAAGCUUUUCCCUUUCCUCAAUAAGCAAGCACAGCCUUAGAACAUUGGGACUUUAUGUUGCCGUGUUUGCAAUAGAGACCAGUCUUGUCUUUAAACUUGCAAACUGAAAUAUGCAGGAAAGGAAAUAAAGAAAAAGCAGGCUAUUUUGAAGUGGUAAACAUUCUUCAUACACAUUUUACACUGUCUCUUUUUGGUUUGGGGGCUGGCCAUGAACUUGCCCUGUACUCAUAGGUUCCCUUCCUUCCCAAGCGGAUGAAGGGAGCUCACUGUGUAGGAAAUGGUAGCAGAACACAAGAUGCUCAUCUGGCAGGUUGACAUUCAUCAAAUGUUGGAUAUCUCAGCCUUGAGCAUUACUGAAACAAUCUACGCGUUUGGUAAGGAAAGCCUUUUGACCAGUGUUUUGCUACAGUGCUCUAUUCUCUGCCCGAGUUCGGCAUGGUAUUAUGUGCAUGUACAAGAUGUGUAUUGCUCUUAACUGCUGAUCUGCACAAAAACACAUGUUGAAGAGUUGCAGUGAAGGUAGUACACACAUGGUGUGCCUUGAGUUGUAUGCCAACUGUGGCCAUAAGUACGAUGUUUGUCAGCAGCAUUCAUGAAAUAGUAAAUUCCAUUAGGCUUUGAUUCAGAUGAGCUCUUCACACAGAUUUUCACACAUAUUGGAGACAAAGUAACUUGCCAGUGAAUGGUGUUUCGUUGUACUUCCAAUAUAUAACUUAUUUUUACUAAAUGAGUUCUGCAGAAGUCUGUGAAGUGAAGGCAGUUUGAGAAAGGAAAAUAUGCCUGCCACCUGGCUGUAGCUGAGUGCUGCAAAAGGAACCAGCUUAGUUUCGUGUAAAGCAAACACUGUAGUUGACAAAAAACAGCCUGGGCCAAGAAUUCUGCCUGGGGCCACCACACCAGAGCAGCUUCUCCACUUUUCAGAUUCUGCAGAACUCAUUUCCUUAAUAUAACACUUCAAUCUUCCAGUUGUCGAUUGAUGUGACUUAGCACUACCAUCUGCUAGCCUUCUGGAUAGCUCAGUUGGCAGUCUGACUGCACCACCCUGGCAGUGGUCCUGGGUUUGAUUCCCAGAUCAGGAUAUUUUUGAACUACCAAAUUUGGUUUUCAAGAAACUGAGCUGGUUUCAACUUGUAGCAUUCUGCUACAGUCGGGUGGAAGGUAAUUUAUUUUGGGACUACUCCACAUGGCACUAACUUAAUUUCAGUGCAAUGUGACAUAUUAUUAUUGUUUUCUCCUUUUACUUUUUUAUACCUGCUGUGGGUGUUGUAGAUUUUCUGGGCUGACUGAGAUUUUGUUGUGUGUAGGUGCAGUGCACACUGCAUCAAGAUAUUUUUGUUAUGUAGCUGCCAAGGAAAUUGGGAAUGAAAGCUAGUUACCUUAUUUUUGUCUUGGUAUUGCCUGCAGUCAUGUGUAAGUAUGAUAGGUAAUUGCACAUGUAAUGCAAAAUGACUUUCUCUUCUUUUUUUUUUGUGUGUGUGUGUGUGUGUUAAAGGGGUUCUGCAACACCUUUUCUUCAAAACUAAAAACAUGUUGGAGUGAGUGCAAUGUCUUUCAGUGAAUGUAUCAAAUUUUUUUUGAAGGACCUAAUAAUAACAGAUAUAGAGAGCGUAGUUUUUACUUUCCCCAUCUCUCCUCAACACGUUUCCUCUUAGCUCAGCUGGCAUCGAUACGAAUGCCCUACCUUUCCUACAUUUCCUUUUCCCAUGGUGCACUUACGGUAACCUUUCAAGGUGGUGUCUGACAAAGGUGCCAAGGAGCGACAGUGGAGUGUUGACAUAAUGGGCAGGACUCAUUUACAGCCACCGCUUCAGUGUUUGCUUGAAAAUUGGAGGGGUGUGCAUGCGUGUGCGAUCUUUCGCUCUGGAGCAACUCGUGAUCAAGAACGAUUGCUCAAUGCCUGGCAUCUAUGGGCUGUUGCACGGAUCUAUGACAUCAUGUGGAGCAUAAUAGAGGGUGACCUCAAAAGCCACAGGAGAGAGCCAGCAAUUUUUUAUACAAAAUUGUGGGCUCCUUGCUACACGUGGCAGAUAAAUAUUUUGCUCGCAUGUUCAUAGCAGCACUGCCUACAAAUCACUGCAGUUUUAUUAGCAGUUCGAAAAGUGUUGCAGUGCCCCUUUAACAUCAGGAGAGAAAGAAAUGCAUGUAAAGUUUGUGUACUCUGAGGGAGUGACAUAAUAAAGUGUUUUUGAUUGCUUCAAA
Messenger RNA from Dermacentor andersoni, 3201 nucleotides. RefSeq names its product Ubiquitin-conjugating enzyme variant 1A (gene Uev1A). The record is from RefSeq and is a predicted model, not a curated record. NCBI's taxonomy places the organism in Eukaryota, Metazoa, Arthropoda, Arachnida, Ixodida, Ixodidae.